AAACGAACAGAUAGCAGAUACUUUUUCUUUCACAUUCAAGAAGCCUAGAGGUCGGAAAUUAUCAAUCAUGUUUUACGAAACGGGGAAAGAUCAUGGUUUACCUUAUGAUCCAUUCAAGGCCUGCGUAGUCCCUCGCCCAAUCGGCUGGAUCUCCACCCGCUCACCCCAAGGAAAAGAUAAUCUAGCCCCCUACUCACAAUUCAACAACCUAACCUUCGACCCCCCCUACGUCAUGUUCUCAAGCAACAGAACACCAGAAGGGAAACGCAAAGACACCGUCAUCAAUGCCGAAAGUACCGGUGUUUUCGCCUGGAAUCUGGCAACAUACCCUCUUCGCGAAAAAGUAAACAUCACAGCCCAACAAUUGGAUUACGGCCAAGAUGAAUUCCUCACCGCAGACCUCCAAAAAGAAGAUGCGAGAUUGAUCCCUUGCUCUUUGGUAGCUGAUUCUCCCGUGAGAUUUGAAUGUGCUUUCCACCAAUUGAUCGAAUUACCUGGAAAUCCGCCCAUGGGUACCGUCGAUAUCAUCAUCGCACGCGUCCUGGCAAUUCAUAUUUCCGACAACGUCAUCACUGAUGGAAAAAUCGAUAUUUCAAAAACCCAGCCGAUAGCAAGAUUGGGAUAUUAUGAUUACGCUGUCAUCAAGGAUACUUUUGAGAUGAGGAUUCCGGGGACGAAUAAGGCUUUGUUGGAUGGGCUUGAGGGGAGUUCGAGGGCGAAUAGGACGUUAGGGGAGGAGGAGGGAAAAGAGGUUGGACAGGAGGUCUUGGGGAGUGGGGAAGGGGAGGUGAAAGAGGGGAAGGAGGUGAAAGAACAGUUGAAGAGAGCGCAGAGUGCUGGUGCUAAGGUUGCGCUUGGGGAGAAGAAUUGAGAUGAGACCUUGAGGCUUGAUCUAUUGCCUUGGAGAAGAUAAGACGAGAGCAAAUUUGCCCGAAGCUUUAGCCAGUAUUACAAUAUCCCCAC
Molecule: messenger RNA, 963 nt
Organism: Aureobasidium pullulans EXF-150
Lineage: Eukaryota; Fungi; Ascomycota; Dothideomycetes; Dothideales; Saccotheciaceae
Exons: 3
Coding region: 68-871 (267 amino acids)
Molecular function (GO): FMN binding
Source: RefSeq, a predicted model, not a curated record